Aspergillus tanneri is the source of this 396-nucleotide messenger RNA. RefSeq lists its product as uncharacterized. Lineage: Eukaryota; Fungi; Ascomycota; Eurotiomycetes; Eurotiales; Aspergillaceae. The record is from RefSeq and is a predicted model, not a curated record. The coding region runs from base 1 to 396 and encodes 131 amino acids. The transcript is spliced from 2 exons.
AUGCGUGUCGCACAGAUCAAAGCAAAGUUAUUCAGAAGUCAAACGGUCGCUAGACAGCCUCAGGAUCUGGUCUCCUUCGGAACGCUCGUCGCCGGCAGCCCAUUCGCUCCAGAUAGACAACUCCCGGGGGGUCCGCUUCCAACGUUGAGUGUCACUGACGAAAGUAAUAUCCAUCCACUUUUCCGUAGCGACAGCCCGUCGCCGGCCCAGACGCCAACGCCGGGCACCAUUGUGAUUGCAUCAUCGGCGUCCGGGCAGACCAUCUCCGUGCAGACUUUGAACCGGGUCACGUCGGUACAUUCCCUUCAGGCUCAUCCACCACGAAGCCAGUCGCCGCUCUUUGAGCAAAUGGUUCAGCCGGCCAAAGCUGAGCCUAACGCGAAGGUCCUCUGGUGA